Molecule: messenger RNA, 1221 nt
Organism: Trichoderma reesei QM6a
Lineage: Eukaryota; Fungi; Ascomycota; Sordariomycetes; Hypocreales; Hypocreaceae
Exons: 1
Coding region: 1-1221 (406 amino acids)
Biological process (GO): ribosome biogenesis; endonucleolytic cleavage of tricistronic rRNA transcript (SSU-rRNA, 5.8S rRNA, LSU-rRNA)
Cellular component (GO): nucleolus
Molecular function (GO): RNA endonuclease activity
Source: RefSeq, a predicted model, not a curated record
AUGUCAGGCUCAUCGCCUGAAUUCCUCCGCUUCACCGGCCACCGGUCCUUCGCCCGCCGCCUGACCAUCGCGACCCUCACCGGCCGCCCCAUCCACAUCUCCAAGAUCCGCAGCUCCUCGCCGACGAACCCGGGUCUCGCCCCCCACGAGGUCUCCUUCCUGCGCCUCCUCGAGGCCGUCACCAACGGCUCCUCGAUGCAAAUCUCCUACAGCGGCACCACCAUCUCGUACCACCCGGGCCUCAUCACCGGCACAAUGGCCGGCCUCGGCGCCGCCACGGACGGCGACGUCAUCGAGCACUCCAUCCCCGUCACCUGCACCCGCGGCAUCACCUACUUCCUCCUCCCGCUGUGCCUCCUCGCGCCCUUCUCAAAGGCCCACAUGAACGUCCGCUUCUCCGGCCCCGGCGUCAUCACCUCCGCCACCGAGGCCGGCGACGUCUCCGUCGACACCUUCCGCACCGCCAUCCUCCCGCUCUUUGGCCUCUUCGGCAUCCCCCCCGCCCGCAUCGAGCUGCGCGUCCUGCAGCGCUCCUGCGCCGGACCCGGCGGCAAGGGCGGUGGCGGCAUCGUCGAGCUGCGCUUCGCCAGCCAGGUCCGCCUGCCCAAGACGCUGCAUCUGCACCGCAGCCCCGGCCGCGUCAAGAGGAUACGAGGCGUGGCCUACUGCACCGGCGUUUCGGCUUCCAACAACGCCCGCAUGAUCCAUGCCGCUCGAGAGAUCCUGAACCCCUUCGUCACCGACAUUCACAUCGCGGCGCAGUACGACCAGGCGCCACUGGUGCCCACGGGAGACAAGGCAGGCAGCAAGAGAAGGUUGGGUAUAGGCUACGGCCUGAGCCUGGUCGCAGAGUCCAACGCCGUCGGCGUGCUCUACUCCGCAGACGUCGUCGUGCUGCCGUCGGGUGGAGAGGUCCCGGAAGAUAUUGGAAAGAGAUGCGCCUAUCAACUGCUGGAGACAAUCGCAAAGGGAGGCUGCGUGACCCCCGUCUCGGCAGGCACCGUGCUGACCCUAAUGGCCAUGGGCUCCGAAGACGUCGGCCGGUUGAGGAUUGGCAGAGAUAUUCUCGGCACUGAGGAGAUUGUUCAGCUGGCAAGAGAUCUCAAGACAUUUGGCGCAAGCAGCUGGGGGUUGAGGGACGUUGAGGAUGAUGAUAGCGGCGACAUUAUAGUCUCUGUCAAGGGCACUGGUGUCGGCAAUGUAGGAAGGAAAGUCGCUUAG